AUGGCUGUGCAAAAUGCACCACGCGCCUCCAGUGUCUAUUCCCGCGCCACAACCGGGCAGCAAAACUUUCCAGCCCCUGAACGAGAUGGCGAUGAUGCGAGUCUUAAUGAACAUCGGAUGGACUGGCCAGACGGUGUUCCCGGAGCGUAUGGGUAUCUGGAACAAGGUGAGAAAGACGACGAAGGCACCACUGCGGUAGGGUCAGUGUCCAUCUCGCCCACUUUCACCAGCCAUGAGGUCGGUGCCGUCGAGGAUGCCGAAGAUGUACAUGAUGCGGCCUCUACAUCAAGUCAGGAGACAACGAUUCGGCCUUUACAGCCUGUGAAUGCCUAUAUGAGGAUCUGCUCUCUGAGCCAAUUAGUCAGCUUCUUCAAAGCAAGAGGCAGAGAUGGUGCCAGAAACCAGCGGAAAGAUAGAGAUGCCGCUCCACAGCCUGCCAGCGCAGGCAGGAAACGAGCUUACACGUUACUGCCGCCAGUUCGAUCACGACACAACAGCGUGACACCGCGAAAGGCGGAGAAUGACGAUGCACAUCAGAAUCCUCAAGAAGAAGCCAAGUCGAGGCUUCGGAGACGUGCCAUAUCCAGCAUCUCAAACGUUUUCCGCCGACGGAAUUCCACAAGUGAGCCUCCGUGGUUUCCAGGAGCUCCAUGGGCGCCGGAACUUCCAGUCUCGGAUGAAGGCGAGUUUAUGAGAGAAGCUUUCCAACUCGUCUCGCAUCACUAUGCGCAUCUAGCGGCCAAACAAGGCGAUCUCUCGGAGCGGGGAGUGGAGGUGGGCAUGUUUCGGGCGUUCCACAGGGCGUCGAGAGAAGUGCCGGAUAGUUGGCUCGCGCCUGAGAUACCCGAACGGCGGGCUGGAUCAGGACGUGCGGUUGCUUUGGAGCUGGACGAUGGGAGGGUGAUAGGUCUGAAUUAUCAGUGGAAUCCGAGAAGUAUGGACACUAUGCCCCUUUCGUGUGGCAGUGACAGGCAGGCCGGGUGGGAUUCUAAGUCGAGGGCCAUGGCAGACGCGGAGAAAGAGUGA
Molecule: messenger RNA, 1026 nt
Organism: Lecanosticta acicola
Lineage: Eukaryota; Fungi; Ascomycota; Dothideomycetes; Mycosphaerellales; Mycosphaerellaceae
Source: the annotation of a GenBank genome assembly